CACAGUCGCGCAAUCGCAUUCGUGUUCGCGAGUAUUCGCGUUUUUGGGACGAUAACAAAUUUACGAAUCAAUUCAUCUGACCGCAGAGCAGAAAGGAAUCUCUCGGUCGCAGUGUGAUCUAUAUUAUAAACGUAGAGGCUUCGUGACAUCUCGCCGUACUAAUGCGCGAGCCGAUUAAAACGGAUUGUCGAGCGCAAUAAUGACGAACGAUGCGAACCGACGUGCCGGUGAAUCGAAAUAUGUGAGGUAGACAAGUAUGAAACAGUAAAUAUGCCUCAUGGCUGGAGGCAGGAACAACAUCGAGCAAAAUGGAAAUUUAGAUAAAGCACACCAGUGGCAAUGCCACAAUACUACUCUUGAUUUCUCUAGACCACUUCAGUCUUCUCCGAGUGAUGAAUUCAAGAAACGAAAAAGUGCGGAACAAUGUCGCGCUAUUCUCAAAAAUAUCAGCCUAUUGCAAGACAGUAUUCUGAGAAUAUUUACUGAUUCCUUGUAUUGUGAUCUUAACAUAAUACACGGUUACAAAAUAAUACGUAUAAAUGAGUGUUUUGUUAGAGCAAGAUCGCCACACUUGUAUCAAGUUCUCAAGCCUUAUUUCGUUUACACUAACAAAACGAUCCAUUGCAUUCUUAAUAAAGCUGGACUUUUUCAUCGAAUUGAAGGUUUUGUAAGGCUUCUCUAUAGUAAUCUGGACUUUACUCAAGAAGAGCAGCUGUUGGUGAAAAUAAUUUCAAGUACAAAAUACAAAUGUCAGUUUUUAAAUGAAUUUGUAUCAAAUACCAAUAUAUCUUAUGACGGCAGGAUAUGCGAAAAAUGUUUGACGUUGAACUGUGACGCGCAUCGGCAUCUGCGGGACGUAAAAAAUUAUGCAGUAGCGGAUGCAAGCCCUGCUGCAUCAGAAAUGGCUGAUUCCGGUUUGGAGACGGGUUCGAUAAGUCCGCACGAUAAUACAACGUCAGAAAAUUCGAGCACGGACUUGGAAGUGACACAAGCGGCGGAAUACACUUCUGCUAAUGAUGAUGAUUCGGAUCGGAUACAUGCCGAGCGAAUACGCAACAAGGGUGAUCGUAAUAAGACACUUUCGUUAUACGCUGAACAUUGCGAUUUACUCAACGAUAGCAAUUAUCAUGAAAGUAGCGCAAGCCAAUCUGUGUCGAACGAUCAUAGUGUAACAUACUCGUCCGUGCAGGAAACGGAACAUCAGCUCGCGGACUCAUCCAACAAUGUUUAUCAGGCAAAACUGAAUGCCGAAGAGAUCUUCCAGUACGAAAGUCGGAUGUUAAAUGAGCCAUUCUACGAAUCGGAUUGUGGCAGCGAUGAAAACGAAUCUUUUGAAUUUAUCGAGCCCAUCCCUUCGGCAAGUGAUGACCAUGAAGGAACAUCCACAAAGGGUAAAUUGGAGUGGAAAACGCAACCCAAUGUUGAAGAAUCGAAAAGCACGAGAAUCGAAAUAGCUGAAACGAGCCAAGAACCCGAUCAUUCUCGCUUGACUAACGCGACUGAUCGUAACAAUUCCUCCACAAGCGGAUAUUACUUCAUCGAUGCAUCCACCUUGAAUGAUGAGGUGGACAUAGUGUCUACGAAUGUAACGAGAAAUCAGUAUGGCAAUGAUAGUGCGUCGCUAUCACAUCUGGCGUUUUCUUCAACAAAUUAUACGGUGAACAAAUCGGAUAAUGCCGUGGAAGAACAAUCGUAUAAAUUUACGCCAUUUAAGGCGCUGCCUUUGCUGACUGGCCAUGAGCGAGUUCAGGCAGAAUUUGAACGAGAAUUGAAACUCACCGAGUACUUGCAGCCACUUUGCAGUUCUGCAUUGGUGGAAAAGAUAGAGGCGAGUAAACCGACGGAGAAGGAAUCGUUGGCCGUAGAGAUCAAAGAGGCGGACAGUGGAGAGAGCGCGCAUCCUUCCCCGUGUCCUGACAACAAUACCAAGUUAAACAAUCGAGAUCAUGAAAAAACGGAAACGUCGAGCAGCGUCAACGAAAACAGCAACGAAACAGCAGGGAAGAAAAAUGAGAAGAAAGAUGUGAGUUCAACUGCUGAGAACAGGCGGCCAUCGCUCAUCAGAAGAAACACGUUCGAGCUUGACUCUAACGACGAGAAAUUAUCUGUUUUGAGACAAGAGUAUGAACGCAGGCAAGGUAGUCUCGUUUUUCAAAGCGCCAUACCGCAAUACUCCGGACAUCGUGUAGACGGAGACUCCAUUUGUCACGUACCUUCCGAUUCUGUAGUUGUUCCGAUUACCGAACCGUCGAUUACGUUUACACCCGAUGUGCAAAUCGCCAUUAAUAAUACUCCGCAUUCGGUGUCAUAUUUAUUGGACGGUCGUGAAUACGAGAUUAAUCAAAUGCAAACACAAGCCUGCAACUAUUUACAAUCCAGCCUCAGCAAGUCUUGUGCGGUUUACCCGGUUAUUAAAAGUGCCAGCGACAAAUUUAUCAUGGAUUGCAGCGUAGACUCGGAUGAUGCAUCAAAUCAUUGCAGUAGUAGCUUGCCGGUUACUUUGGACUCUAUCUUAGAGAAAGGUGACCGAAAAGGGCUUGUAAAGAGAAGUAAACGAGAUGAAGCCACUCCGAUUAUCUCUGGUGGUGUUAGCACCUCGGAUUACUCAAAACCUUCGGAUAGUCCCACAGUGCGACGCAAGACAGAAUCCACACCGAUUGUAUCGGGUGGCUCGGUAAUUAUGAACAAGCCUGAAAUCAAAGUCAAGUCCUCCAGAAUGUCUUCUUCCAUGACUGCUUGGGUGGUUGAUAUGAGUGAUUGUAAUAAAGAGGAGCCCAAAUCUCGAAACAACUCGCGGAGCAUGUCGCAAAGCUUUUCCACUUCCGAAAGUGUCAGAAAACCCGCACAAAAGUCGAGCAGUCAUGAAAAACACGGUAGUUUAGGUUUUUUUGUCAAUCUGAAGGAUGUGAAUGAUGAUGUUGAACCCAUUAGACGUGAUCACUCGCUUGAGAGAAAGGAACGUGAUAGUAACGGCAAGCCCUAUUGCGAAUUUUACGUCGAUAUCUCGGAUAGCAAGAGUAAUAGCGAUAAAGUUAAGCCAACCUGCGGGAAGCAAGAUAUAGGCACGAAAAACGAUAUUUCUAACGAAGGAUGUGAGAAGAAGAACAUCUUCUCAAUGUUUAUCGAUCUGAAUGAUACGCGCGAGGCUGGCGGAAAUAUUGUGGCUCCGACGCACAGGCGAAGCUUUUCGACAGUUCCUAAUAAAUUAGCAGAUACUAAGAUGGUAGCUACGGAUGGUAGCUCCUGCAGAGAUAACAGUAGCGGCACAGGUGAUAAUCAAUUGCUGCAGGAACAAAAAAAGGAAAAAACGAAACCUAGCGUUUUUAUGUUCAUAGAAUCCGAUUCUCCUGUGGUGAGAAGACGGACGCUGUCUACUUCGCGACCAACGUUCAAGCGGCACUCGUGGAAUGUUGACAAGACACAACCGACAAAUAAUAGUAACGGUUGCGUGGCAAAAGAACUCAUGUUUAGAAGAGAACACAAACGUGCGCACAGUAUAUCGAUGGACGGUCGCGGCAUUAUAAAACAAUCUCAAGCGAAGACGAGCUCAUCUAGUCACUCGCUUAGCGAUGCGGCUAAAACGGAUUCUUACAAUUAUAAAAAUUUCAAGACACUACAAGAGCGUGAAAAGAAUUCGAAUAAUAUGGACACAUCGUCCGAGGAUGUAUUUGAGUUUGACGUAAAGGACACUCCACCAAACUCUCAUGUUGAAAUUGAAAAUGAACAAUUGGACGUUAUCGUGAAUUAUCACGAAUACAAAGAAAUAAUUUCUGGUCAGAUAGACAAUUUGGAAACCAAUGAAAUAAAAGCGUACGAAGAUGAGUUUUCGGAGACCUCCGCUUGGGAGGAAAAGACGUGUACAGAGAGCACAGAAGGUCACACUCGCAAAAGUGAGACGUUCGAUAUCAGCAGCGGCAGCGGACCUUCUCCAGAUAGCGACAAUCAUUAUUACGAAUUGACUGACUUGCUGAAUUCAGGUGUUAACGAUAGAUCGCAACUAGUUGCUACAGUAGGUAACAGCAGUAAGAUAUCGGAAACUCGCAAAUCACUAAGUGAGACUAUAAAAAAGAUCGAGUGCGAAUUGAAGGAGCCGGAAUACGGCAAUAACGACGCAAGUCAGUCGACAUACGACUGCCGUUUCUCGAAGAAAACAGGGAAGGUGCCUGGUCGUAAUUUAAAAAAUUCGCAUUCAGAUUCUGAUAAAACAAGUACUUCCAGUUUCGUGCGUCUGUCGGAUUUGGAUAAAACACCGACGACUAACCACGCGUCGGAUAUGUUGACGAUGAAGGAUGACAGAAGCACGUAUCGAAUGAGCAACAGUAUUCCAGAAACAUCGUGGAUAGAAAGUAAACUGACGAUAACGAGGCACAGUGGCCCAAUCAAACCGGUCCCUAGGAAGCUUACUUCCGUUAUGAGCACGUCGCUUCCAUCCAAACAGAAAUCCCCGUUAGAGGAUUUGACUGGAGAUUGCGAAGCUGAAGGGAUUAUUUCCGAAUCUGAUCUCAGCAGCAUGCAAAGCAGUAUGGGACGUUCUGGAGCGGAAGGUAGCACGGAGGAAACUGAAACGUCAAGCAUAGCUGGUGCAAAACCAUACAAUAGACUGGGUGAGGACCUAUUAAGGAUGUUCUUGGAAGAAAUUAAUCCUGAUGUUACAAUAGAUGUAGCUGGCCGGCAUAUAAGAGCACAUAAAUGUAUAUUAAGUUCUCGUUGCCAAUAUUUCGCCGCAAUUUUGAGCGGAGGAUGGAUUGAAAGUGCAGGCAACAUUAUUUCUCUACAAGGGUAUUCUUAUAAUGCAGUUCAUUUUGCAUUAUGUCACAUCUACAGUGGAGAAAGUAAUAUACCGGAUUCUAUAAGUAUCGUUGAAUUAGCGACGUUAGCAGAUAUGUUGUGUUUGGAAGGUCUUAAAGAAGUUAUUGGAUACACGCUUAAGCUUAAAUAUUGCCAUCUGUUUCAUAAGCCUUGCCAAAUAUGUGCCGUUGGAGUGUUAGAAUGUAUGCCGUUGGCGGCAGCAUAUGGUCUGGACGAAGUGUAUCGAAAAUCACUUAGGUGGAUUACGAAGCACUUUGUAAGAAUAUGGCCGUGUAAAGCAUUUGCAACUCUUCCAAGAGAACUCAUGGAAAAAUGUUAUCAUCAGCAUAUAGUACACAUGUCUACCGACAAUGUGCUUCAAACUAUGAUGGAUUGCGAUAAACUGCUGGCAACUUUACCGAAUGUGCGAUGGGCAGAGCCAGUAUUUCGGAUGGUAUCGAAUCUGUUGGAGACGUCAGUAAAAUUCCUGUCAGAAAAUUUCGCAGGUGUCUUGGGAAACGACAAUUUCCAAUCGCUUGGCCGCGAGUUAACAUGGAACAUCAGUCGUUUAGAAGAUCAUUUCCUAAUAGCUGUCGAACAAUUGCCACCCGAACAAGCGUGCAAAAGUUAUUCGAAAUUGAAUAAGAUGUUACUCGCGUCACAGACAGAUGAUUUUCAAGGUAAGGUAAAGUGGGGACCGCUCUUCAUCGAUUUCCUGCACAAGCUUCAAGGCCGCGUGGAGAAAUGCUUGGUGCGUGAUGCCGCACGUGCCGCGAGAACUACCACGUGGUUGAAAAUGGAUUUGGAACUUCGCCGAAGAAUACAGGAGCUAGCUUGUCUCGUGAUCCUGCCUCACGAGACCUCGAAGCGUCUAUCCAGACAUUCCAACUUUUUAAAGGAAUCUCAUGCACCGCCAAAUCGUUCGACGAUAAGCCGCAGCUUAGAUUUAAAACGCGUAAAAAUGGCGAUUUCGGAGCACAGUGACAAAACUUUAAAGCAGACACCAUCAUCCAAGCAAACUAAGAAAGUUUUAUGUAAGCCAAAAACAGAUCCGCUUGAACGUAAAAUGCAGGAUAAACUGAUUAUCUCUGAAACUAUUAGGCCAAAAUCGUGGCCCAAUAAGAUAGAGGUAAAAUCAAGAUAUUUGGAACCAAGAAACAAACCUGUUCCAAAAGAAAAUGUGUCCACGCAUCAUGACAAAAUUGUGCAACAGCGACGUAAAAUUAUGAUUUCCUCGUCUGAUUCGUCACGUACUUCCAGCCCGGCGAUGAAACGUGCGACAGAUAAAAAACCAUUGUCCAAGCUAAAGUUACCCGUUAAAAAAGAUGUAAAAGCUCUAUCGUCAGACAGCUUAACGGAAGCAAACGCGGGUCGAACGGGCAGUAAGAAGGAUUUGAUCAGUAAAAGUUGCGCUAUUACUAGACCCGAAUCACCUUCUUUUAAACAGAAGAGCACCGAAAUAGGCUUAUCGAUCGAUUCUUUGGAGACCAAGAGAGAGAGUAAGUCGGCGGUUACCGUCAAAAAGAAAGUGAUUAACAAGAUGGAUACAUCUAUGUCCACUGACAGUCUUAUGACGGAGAUAACGACGACUCCAAAAUCUAAUGUGUCCAAUAAAUUGUCGCCUACUUUAGUAAAAGUGAACAAAACGCAAACUUAUGAUAGGAUGAAAAAAAGCUCGCCACCAAUACAGCAGAGGAGUCCAUUGACGAUUACUAAGAGACCUCCGAGGUCAUUGGAAAGUUCUACCGCCGCCAGUCGUAGUAGAGCCGCUGCUAUCAGUAACACGUAUCACGGUUCUCCGAGUUUACGCAGAAGUUUAUUAGAUGCUGCAAGGACGCCGGACGUCCCCAGUAAACCGGUGAAUGCAGUAGCUCCUUUCAGGACGCGGCAGGCAGUUACGCAGACAAACGUUCCUUCUAACACGAGGAGAGAAAGAAAGGAAGUUCAAAAUUUACAGAGCUCUGAUAGUCCUAGCAAGAAAUCCCCCAAGUCUAGCAUUGGCAGUAAGAUGAGCAAGUCAGUGAUUACCGGUAAGAGAAUUGUCAGUGGUAAAGCUGACGAUAAAAUUAAAAAGUGUCGUAAUGUGGAGGCACAAAGACACCCUACAGUAGGUUCGAGAUCUGGCACAUUCCUCAAAGAUGAACCUACGAUACUUAAGAAAGUGGACAUUAAAUCAUCACAAAUCAAUACUUAAUACUAUUGAUGGAUAAUUCUAUCGAUAGAAUUUGCAUUGUCGAUAUUUGUUUCUACCUGCUAAUGAUAUUCUAUUUUUAGCGGAAUCAGCAAAAGUAAAGAUUCUUUUAUCGUGACAUCAUUUAAUUAUAAUAAUAAAGAU
Wasmannia auropunctata (little fire ant) is the source of this 7123-nucleotide messenger RNA. RefSeq lists its product as uncharacterized. The coding region runs from base 278 to 6982 and encodes 2234 amino acids. Gene Ontology annotation, molecular function: protein binding. The transcript has 12 exons. The record is from RefSeq and is a predicted model, not a curated record. NCBI's taxonomy places the organism in Eukaryota, Metazoa, Arthropoda, Insecta, Hymenoptera, Formicidae.